GGUCACCUGCGCAUCUCCCGGCGAGGUGCCCACUCCGGGCCUCUCUCGUGGUUCCCGGUCGCCUCUGCACUGCCAACCUCAGCGCCUCCUUUCCCCCACCCCAGAGCCCCACGAUGCUGGCCAACGCCACGCUGAAGCCGCUCUGCCCCAUCCUGGAGCAGAUGAGUCGCCUCCAGAGCCACAGCAACUCCAGCAUCCGCUACAUGGACCACGUGUCGGUGCUGCUGCACGGGCUGGCCUCGCUGCUGGGCCUGGUGGAGAACGGAAUCAUCCUCUUCGUGGUGGGUUGCCGCAUGCGCCAGACGGUGGUCACCACCUGGGUGCUGCACCUGGCGCUGUCCGACCUGCUGGCCACCGCCUCCCUGCCCUUCUUCACCUACUUCCUGGCUGUGGGCCACUCGUGGGAGCUGGGCACCACCUUCUGCAAGCUGCACUCGUCCGUCUUUUUCCUCAACAUGUUCGCCAGCGGCUUCCUGCUCAGCGCCAUCAGCCUGGACCGCUGCCUGCAGGUGCUGCGGCCGGUGUGGGCGCAGAAUCACCGCACAGUGGCCGCGGCCCACAGAGUGUGCCUGCUGCUGUGGGCCCUGGCGGUGCUCAACACCGUGCCCUAUUUCGUGUUCCGGGACACCAUCCCGCGGCUGGACGGGCGCAUCAUGUGCUACUACAACGUGCUGCUCCUGAGCCCGGGGCCGGACCACGACGCCACGUGCCACUCGCGCCAGGCGGCCCUGGCCGUCAGCAAGUUCCUGCUGGCCUUCGCGGUGCCGCUGGCGAUCAUUGCCUCGAGCCACGCGGCCGUGAGCCUGCAGCUGCGCCACCGCGGCCGUCGGCGGCCCGGCCGCUUCGUGCGCCUGGUGGCGGCCGUCGUGGCGGCCUUCGCGCUCUGCUGGGGGCCCUACCACGUCUUCAGCCUGCUGGAGGCGCGCGCGCACGACGACGCGGCGCUGCGGCCGCUCGUGUGGCGCGGGCUGCCGUUCGUCAGCAGCCUGGCCUUCUUCAACAGCGUGGUCAACCCGCUGCUCUACGUGCUCACCUGCCCCGACGUGCUGCGCAAGCUGCGGCGCUCGCUGCGCACCGUGCUCGAGAGCGUGCUGCUGGACGACAGCGAGCUGGGGGGCCCGGGCGGCCGCCGCCGCCGCCGCGCCUCCUCCACGGCCACCGCCGCCUCCUCCUCCUCGCUCGCCGGUCGCCGCCCGCCCCCGCUCCGCCCCGCGCGCCUUCUCGGCUGGCUGCGGGGCGGCCGGGCGGUGUCCCCGCAGAGGGGCCGGGCCCGAUCCCAGGACGAAAGGGGCCCGCUGAAGCCGGCGCUGAGCACCGCCUCGGAUUAG
Messenger RNA from Cynocephalus volans (Philippine flying lemur), 1328 nucleotides. It is a transcript of the gene PTGDR2, whose product is annotated as prostaglandin D2 receptor 2. Gene Ontology annotation, molecular function: G protein-coupled receptor activity; complement receptor activity. Gene Ontology annotation, biological process: inflammatory response; phospholipase C-activating G protein-coupled receptor signaling pathway; positive regulation of cytosolic calcium ion concentration. NCBI's taxonomy places the organism in Eukaryota, Metazoa, Chordata, Mammalia, Dermoptera, Cynocephalidae. Bases 114 to 1328 code for a protein of 404 amino acids. The record is from RefSeq and is a predicted model, not a curated record. The transcript has a single exon. Gene Ontology annotation, cellular component: plasma membrane.